AGGAGGAGAGCGCGCGCAGAGGAGACAACACUGUCUCACAGUACAGCAUGUCUGCUGGGGAUCCUUAGAGCUCGGGGUGAAUUAAAAGAAUAAUCAUUGAAAGGGGGAAACAAUGUGGAGACUCAGAGGUUCAUCCAUGAAGUCAGGAAGGAUCGUGUUUGCAGGAGAGCUUUCACCGGAGUGUGUAUGACGGUGCGCGCAGGUUAUGUGGACGUCGACGUGUGGCGCUUGGACUUUUCUCCGCCAGCAUUUCUACCCAUGAUAAUAAUAAUAAUAAUUAUUAUAAUAAUAAUACCGAUACUAAUCCUAAAACAUAUUUUAUUCUAGCUUCGGUAAUGAACGGGGACAAAAGCGGGACUCAAAAGAGGGACGGAAAGAGAGAAGAAGAAGCAACAAAUCGCUCCGUGUCGUUUCGCUCCGCGCGCGCGGACGUGAACCCGCUCCGGUUUUUGCCGUCUGCGCUUUCAGGAGGCGGCGGCGGCGGUGUUGGUGUCGGGGGUGCUGUCGGAUGCUGGAUGUUGUUGUGGUGGUAGUUGGACUGUCUGUCGUUUUCCCAUCUGUCUUGUGAGACAUGGCAGCGGCGAUCGCCAGCGGUUUGAUUCGCCAAAAGCGGCAAGCGCGAGAGCAGCACCUGCACAGACCGGCGACUCACCGCCGCAGGAAAAGCCCGAGUAAGAGCAAAGGGCUGUGCAACAGCAACCUGGUCGACAUCUUCUCCAAAGUGCGAAUCUUUGGCCUCAAGAAGAGGAGACUCCGGAGACAAGAUCCCCAGCUCAAGGGCAUUGUGACCAGGUUAUAUUGCAGGCAAGGCUAUUACUUGCAGAUGAGCCCAGAUGGAUGUUUGGAUGGGACCAAAGAUGACAGCACUAACUCCUCAAUGUUCAACCUCAUCCCAGUGGGUCUUCGAAUCGUUGCUAUCCAGUCUGUAAAGACAGGAUUAUACAUUGGUAUGAAUGCAGAGGGCCAUCUGUACACAUCGGAACUUUUUACACCAGAAUGCAAGUUCAAAGAGUCAGUUUUUGAGAACUACUACGUCAUUUAUUCAUCCAUGCUGUACAGACAGCAGGGGUCAGGUCGAGCCUGGUUCCUGGGCCUAAAUAAAGAAGGCCAGCCGAUGAAGGGGAACCGGGUGAAAAAGACAAAACCAGCUGCACACUUUCUACCCAAGCCCAUAGAAGUCGCCAUGUAUCGUGAGCCCUCCUUGCAUGACGUUGGCGAAGCAGUCCCAAAGGCUGGAGUUCCUCCCAGCAAAAGCACAGACCCAGUGGUCAUGAAUGGUGGCAAGCCUGUCAGCAAGCCUGAAAAGGAGACAUAGCCUUGUUCCCCUUCAUCUCCCCUUUGGGUCUCUCUACAUUCGCUAAUUAAAAAAAAAAAAAAAAAUCCACACAUUUGUAUCUUUGGAUUGUGAGAAGAAACAGCUAAGAAACAUGUCCCUCCUAUUGAGUUUAUUCAGUGAAACAAAUUAAGGGUGUGUUGUUUAAAAAAGUCUAAGAUUGUAGAGAAGAUAGCUGAGGAGGGGGUGGGGGGGGGAGGGCAUUGAGCACUCAGCAUUAAGAGACUGACAUUGCAAUGUCCUAUGCGAUAUCAAACAUCUUUUCAAAAGUCCAUUUUCUUUCAGUUCUACCUUUAUUCUUGUGACAAUCCUCUGUGAAAAUGCGAUUUUUUUCCCCCCGCCUUGUCUGGUAGCUUUGCCUGCUGAGAGCUACCCACAGUUUUUCAGUUUGAAACUUUCAUGUUAUUGUAGUUUUACAAAAUACUGUACCAUCGUGCACCAGCAUUUGUCUUGAUUGAUUGAUUGUUUGUUUGAUUGUUUGUUUGAUUGCUGUACAGAUACAAGUGAAACUGUUGAUGUCAUUUUUGUUGCCCCCAAUUAUUUUCAAAUUUUUUCUGGAACAUUUUUCCAUCUAGAAAUAAAAUGAAAUGGGGAUAAUAUGGGGACAAUAAACAAAAAGUUCUUAUAUCAUUAAAGAUUGCUGUGUUAAAGGUACAGUACAAUGGGGAAGAUGGUGUGGAGCUGCCAAAUUAUUUAAAGAACUGGUGCUUGGUUUUAUUUGUCCAUUUAGUUAUUAUUAUCGCUCAUGAGAAUGACAGACAGAAUGGCAGUAAACGGUUAAAUAAAAAGGUACAUCAUUGAUAAUCGUGCCUUUAGGCAUUCAGGGUGGACAUCGUUUCUCCGAGGGGAAGAGUAUACAUAUCACAAAUACCCUCAGUAUGCCUCUGCUCCCUUACCUGACUCCCAGAUAACAGCCUUAAAAAGGAAUUUUGUUAUCAUAGUCAACAUAUAGUAGUUAUUGGCCUCUAUGUUUUUUUUGUUUGUUUUUCCUAUUCUGAGCCCUAAAUCCCACGACCAAUGACAGCAACUGUUGAUUAACGAUUAUGUGAACAUCGAUGACUGAAUGUACUGUAUGUUGAUGCUGUCACACAGGUCAUGCCUGCAUUAAAAAUAAAAAUGCAUUGAUUUUCCCUUUGCUUUUUAUAAUAGUAGCAUUUGUGAAUUUUGAGCGAUUGAAACUUCAAAAAGUGCUAUGCUGUUGGUAUGUACUGUAGGUGGAACUUGAAUGCUGAAUUUAUUAUUAUUAUGCUAUUUUUAAUGUUAGCUUUAAAACUAUGCUAAAAAACACUACGUUUUCCGUUAGCUCAUCGAUUAAUUUAUCAUUCCACUCAUGAAAUGAGUGAUCACAUACCUUAAACGGAAAGUACCGUCUUUGAGUAUUUGUGUCGACUUAUUCAGCUUUUCCACAGAUUUUUUUUUGUUUAGGUUUCUCCUAUGGUCGUUUAAUACGAAAGGAUGUGGAAAUAUCACUGUGCAUCAGUAAAUGCUGUUAUAAGACUUAGACACUUAGAGGAUAUUGAAUAAUAUUCAUACUUAAUUCAAAUAAAUAAACAACAAAUAUAGUAUUAUAUAUGAUAUCCAAAUGUAUUGCAUCUUACUUAGAUACAUCUUUGUCUAGAAAACUUCAAAAUGCCUUUCCAUUGUUUUAUUUAUUUAUUUUGUUUAUGAUAAUUGUUUUAUAUAUAUAUUUGUGGAUGCUACCAUGCUGAUGUUUAAUGAUUUUCAAUGAGACUGCUAUUUCUAAUUUCUAAACACAAACAAUAAUAACCAACCAUAUGAAAAUGACUUUUUCCAUUAGUUUAUCAUCUGUUUUUUUAAUGCAACGUCUUAAGUUGUCCAAAUGAAAUAAAAUCGAAUAAUAAUAAGAAGAAAAAUAAAAGUUUCUUAAUGUCACCAAGAAAAAAAUGGCUGAAAAUUGCACUAUUCCAGUCUAUCCUUUGCUUUUUCAUUCGAAUGUCCUUUACCCGUACGCUUCUAAAGUGUGCUUUUUUUUCUGGGUUCCCAAACUGUAUAUUUCACCAUGCUGACCAGUUCUAACUGGUUCCAUAGAAGACUAGAUUUAUUUUUGUAAAAUUAUAAAGUGUAUCUUGUUUCUCAUUGAUAUAUCUCCCUGUGAUGUACCUUUUCCCCAUUUCAUGCACAUUCUCCCAUUUGUACUUGUACGUUCCCAUGUUGUGGGGAUGUUUAUUUUAAGUUGACUGUUAGUCUUAAGAAUGACCUUUCUUUGUUUGUCUUUAUUAUGUGUAUUGAUAAUAUUGACGGCAGGACGAUAUCUGUGUUUUUUUUUUUUUUUAUUCCCCUACCUGAUUCAUGUCCUUUUCUGAAGUUUUCUUCCUUGACUCACCAUAUGUUUUACCUGUUGCAUGGUAAUAAAGGGAGAAGACUGAAGACCUGCAUGUUGUAGGCUAUGUGUAUCAAGACAGUGAUUAUAAUGUUGUUUAUAUGUACCACUUUACAUACAGUACAUAUAUGCAAAAAGAGUCUGCAGUGUACAGUUUGUCAAUCCAUUGUAU
Clarias gariepinus (North African catfish) is the source of this 3846-nucleotide messenger RNA. RefSeq names its product fibroblast growth factor 14-like. The record is from RefSeq and is a predicted model, not a curated record. Gene Ontology annotation, molecular function: growth factor activity; fibroblast growth factor receptor binding. Gene Ontology annotation, cellular component: cytoplasm. Gene Ontology annotation, biological process: animal organ morphogenesis; fibroblast growth factor receptor signaling pathway; positive regulation of protein phosphorylation. Bases 572 to 1315 code for a protein of 247 amino acids. The transcript has 5 exons. Lineage: Eukaryota; Metazoa; Chordata; Actinopteri; Siluriformes; Clariidae.